Molecule: messenger RNA, 791 nt
Organism: Ruditapes philippinarum (Manila clam)
Lineage: Eukaryota; Metazoa; Mollusca; Bivalvia; Venerida; Veneridae
Product: sulfotransferase 1C2-like
Biological process (GO): sulfation
Cellular component (GO): cytoplasm
Molecular function (GO): sulfotransferase activity
Source: RefSeq, a predicted model, not a curated record
GAGUGAAACAUGUUGAACAAAUGCCAUCUCCCCGUAUGGUAAAAACACAUUUGCAUUUCGAUUUUCUACCGGAACAGCUGCAAAAUGGAAAGGGUCGGAUCAUUUACCUGACUCGAAAUCCAAAAGAUGUGAUCACAUCUUACUAUCAUUUGCUACAAUGGCUAAAUGAAUUUAGAGAUGAUGAGGAGACCUGGCCGAAAUUCUUCGACUCAUUUGUUGAAGGAAAAGCUCUAUUUUGUCCAUGGCCAAGACAUGUUUUGAAGUACUGGGAAAGGAGGAAUGAUAAUAAUGUUUUGUUUCUAAAGUACGAGGACCUUAUCAAGGACUUGCAAAAAGGUGUGCGAACAAUUGCAAAGUUUCUAGGGAAAGAGAUAUCGGAUGAAAAUGUUGCUAAAAUAUGUGAUCACUGCAGCGUGCAAAACAUGAAGACUAAUGACAAAGUCAACUUGUCUUAUUGGAGAGAUGUUAAAAAUGUGAAUGACGAGGCAGGUGGAGGAUUUAUAAAUAAAGGUAUUGCCGGUGCAUGGAAACAACUACUUACAUCAGAAGAAUCAGAAAAGAUUGAUGCUCUCUUAAAAGAAGUGGAACAGUCAGGACUGACCUUUUAAUUUCUCAGUGACCCUUAAAAGUCACUUAAAGAUAUGCCAUGAACAAAUUUGAUAAUUGAAAAUACUUAAAAUUGACGCAAAGUCAAUUUGUUAGAUUUGAAUAUAAAAUAAACAUAUUUUGACAUCAGAAAUUUUGACAUCAAAGUAGAUAUGUUAUAGUUUAUACUCUUGGUAGGCACAAGA